GUACCCUUUUGUGCUUCUUUCAAAUCGGUGCAUCUCUUAGGGCAAUAGGGUUCACGCCAGUUACAUUGUGUGCUGAGGAUGUGUUGGUUGUUCUACAGUAUCUGAAUGUAUCUACUACGGAUGGUUCAUGUUAUUAUUAUGCAGAAAACAGGACACAUGUCUUGUUGCAAAAUUUGACUCAAGAUGGUAGAAACUGUGUGAUCCAGUGUUCAAUGACAGCUUCAACCAAAAGACUUACUAGUCCAUUUUCUUUUUUGGUGGGAGAUUUUUCAGCAGACUUCAUGUAUAGGAAGAGAAAACUCGGACAUCUUUAUAUCUCGAAAAAUUUUCUUUGCGUGAGCGGCUUGUCAUAUUUUAAUUUAAUUCGCAUUAACGGAAUAUGCGAUUACAGUAUCUACCAUAAAAGAAACUUGAAGCUUGGAGAUACAUGCUUUUCAGACAAACAAUGCUAUGACUCAAAGAGACGCCGAAAAUGUUCAAACAAUCGCUGCUCAUGUGUAGAUAGAUUUAUUGGAUAUGCUUUCAUGGAUAAAUGUGUACCUGAAUCUGUUCUUGAAAAGGGCGCUUCAUAUGGCGAAGAAUGCCUAUUCAGCGAACACUGUAAUUUUUAUGGAGGAGUCUGUUCACGAAACCGAACAUGCUCCUGCCGAUCUGGCCUCUUUUACAACAAUGACAAAAAACAUUGUUAUCAAGAUGUACAAGUACUUGGCAUUGUUAUAGCAACAGGUAUUCCUGGACUUAUCAUUGGUGUUUUAACAGGAUUUGUCGUAAUGUUCAUUACUCAAAAGAAAAGAUAAAGGAACAAAAAUUCAAUAUAUAUCGAGUAUUUGGUGAUAGAUCCUUUGCAGGUGAUAACAUGAACAUGAUUUUUAUGAACUUAAACGACUGACUUUUACGUUGAUAUUGACUCUAAAUAAUACGUUUUGUUGUUUUUGAGUAUGUUCCAUAUCAGUUUCGUUUUAUUCUAGUAAAAUCAAAUUUACCCAUAAUCUUAAUUCAUUUUAUUUCUUUGUUGCCAUUUAUAUACUAUGGAUUAGCAUAUUGUCGAACAAAAAUAUAAUUAUACAUGUAUUAUAAUCACUAGCAUAGAACUCAUUUUUUGCAUCUUUAUUUUUUCAAAGGCUGUUAAAGUUUUGUAUUCCUUAAUAAAGAUUUGAAUACAUUGUGGUUGCAUGUACAUUAUAAUAACAAAUCUGUUUUUCCUGCACUUUCUGAAGAAAAUCCGGCAUAUUACAUGUAACCUUAAACAAACAAGGAGCAGAGGUGGAUGAGGUGCCAUGAUGGAGUUAGCAUCCCCCGUCAACUGGUCACACCCAUCGUGUGUACCUUGUCAGGAUUCAGAAAUAACGUGAAAAUUUGUAGACAAUUCAGCGGUUCAAUUAAUGGCCUAACAAUUGAUUUGAAAA
Messenger RNA from Saccostrea cuccullata (small rock oyster), 1406 nucleotides. RefSeq lists its product as uncharacterized. The record is from RefSeq and is a predicted model, not a curated record. NCBI's taxonomy places the organism in Eukaryota, Metazoa, Mollusca, Bivalvia, Ostreida, Ostreidae. The transcript has 7 exons. Bases 213 to 797 code for a protein of 194 amino acids.